Molecule: messenger RNA, 1350 nt
Organism: Trichoplax adhaerens
Lineage: Eukaryota; Metazoa; Placozoa; Uniplacotomia; Trichoplacea; Trichoplacidae
Exons: 16
Coding region: 1-1350 (449 amino acids)
Biological process (GO): negative regulation of translation; mRNA catabolic process
Cellular component (GO): CCR4-NOT complex
Source: RefSeq, a predicted model, not a curated record
AUGGCGCUGUCUACCAAAGACAUGAAUUCUCUGCUUAGUGUUAUUUCCGAAGAAAAUUUGACUGUAUCUUCCUUGGAAUCUUUGGCCUCUUCUGUUCAUCAUUUCUUCGGUAGACAGGAUCAUUUCAAGUUAGGAACAGCGAUGACGGUUUUACUGCAGCAAUCGGACCUGCUCUCUGGUUCCGCUCAGAAAUGUGCUAUCAUCUAUCUGCUAUAUGAUAUGUACCGUAACGAACCAAUUACAUCAAAUCCUUUCGCUACCGUGUUUGCUUAUUUAAUGCUGGAUAAGGAUCAGUCUAGUGAUAUUGGUGUUCCAGAAAAGACUCUGUUGCCACCUUUGACACCGGUUGAAAAGAAUUUCUUAUACCAACUUAUCAAAGGGCCACCAUCAAAAGAUUUGCAAAAGAAGACGCCUACCCAAGUUGCUAAUGGAGAAGCUGAUCCCAAUCAAGUGUAUGAUGUAGAACCGUUUCUAGAGAUUUUACGGUCACGAUUUGUCCAAACCCCGUUAUGUAAUAAAUCUGGAAUAUCUUGUGUUAUAGCCGAUCCAGAUAAUGAGAAAAGUAUGACGUUUGAUAUCAACGAAAAGUCUCAAGUGAUUGAAUCGUUACUAACUGGAGAGUGUUCGGUAGUAACGAAAGCUUUCCAACCUGAUUUCUGUUGUCUUGUUCCUCCCUUAUUGAAAUACGAUAAUGAAUUGACGUUUAUGAUUCCUGAUGGUGAAGAACGCGAAUUUGAAUGGGAUAGAACAAUGUGCACUAGUAAUAGUGUCGGUCUAGAAGUUCGCAGAUUAAUUGCUAAAGCUUUUACUGGAGCCUUGUCAGCCCAAGAACAACAGCAAGUUCUUUCCGAAUUAGAAAAGGAUCAAAAGUUAGUGUACCAUAUUGGAAUUACUCCGAGUAAGUUACCUGAUCUUGUUGAAAAUAACCCACUAGUUGCUAUUGAAGUAUUAUUGAAACUAAUGAAAUCAAACCAAAUCUCUGAAUAUUUUUCUACCUUGGUAAAUAUGAAUAUGUCAUUGCAUUCUAUGGAGGUGGUUAAUCGCUUAACUACGGCUGUUGAUCUUCCUCCAGAAUUCCUUCAGUUGUAUAUUUCCAACUGUAUUUCUAGUUGUGAGAAUACCAAGGAUAAGUAUAUGCAGAGUCGUUUAGUUCGUCUGGUUUGUGUAUUCUUACAGUCUCUGAUCAGAAAUAAAAUUAUUAAUGUUCAAGAUUUAUUCAUCGAAGUACAAGCCUUCUGUAUCGAGUUUAGUCGAAUUAAGGAAGCCGCUUGUUUAUUUCGCCUUUUAAAAAGCCUUGAUCCAAAUGAGGUGGUGGAUGGAAUAAUCUGCUUGCAACCUGCACCCAAGUGA